AUCAUUUAACUGUAACUGAGCCUGUGGCUGUACUGAAAGCUUAUGAGGUAUGGGGUGCUUUAAGAGGUUUGGAAACCUUCAGCCAGUUGGUUCAUGAAGAUGACUAUGGAAGUUUUCUUGUCAAUGAAUCUGAAAUCAAUGACUUUCCAAGAUUUGCACAUAGAGGAAUCUUACUAGACACUUCAAGGCAUUAUUUACCAUUGAAAUCUAUUCUUACAAACCUGGAUGCCAUGGCUUUUAACAAGUUCAAUGUUUUCCACUGGCAUAUAGUAGAUGAUCAGUCAUUCCCUUACCAGAGCAUUUAUUUCCCUGAAUUAAGUGAUAAGGGAGCGUACUCCUGUAAUCUCAUCUAUACUCCUGCUGAUGUCCGUCUGGUGAUUGAGUAUGCCCGAUUAAGAGGCAUUAGAGUUAUCCCAGAGUUUGAUACCCCAGGACACACACAGUCUUGGGGAAAAGGUCAAAAAGAUCUUCUCACUCCUUGUUACAAUGGAGGACAGCCAACUGGGUCCUUUGGACCUGUAAAUCCUAUUUUGAAUACAACUUAUGACUUCAUGACUAAAUUCUUCAAAGAGAUCAGCAGUGUGUUUCCAGAUGCAUACAUUCAUUUGGGAGGAGAUGAAGUGGACUUCAGUUGCUGGAAAUCUAACCCUGAAGUGAAAGAGUUCAUGAAGAAGCAAGGUUUUGGCAGUGACUAUGCUAAACUGGAAUCUUACUAUAUUCAGAACAUUUUGGACAUUGUUUCCUCCUAUAACAAAGGACAAAUCAUCUGGCAAGAAGUGUUUGAUCACAAAGCACAGCUGAAACCAGACACUGUAGUUCAAGUGUGGAUGGCAAACAGCUAUGCUCAUGAACUGAGCAGUGUCACUGGAGCUGGGUUCCCCGCUGUCCUGGCUGCACCCUGGUACUUGGACUACAUCAGUUAUGGGCAAGACUGGAAGAAAUACUACCGUGUUGAACCACUUGACUUCCCUGGAUCUGAAGAACAGAAGAAACUUUUAAUAGGUGGAGAAGCCUGCCUGUGGGGGGAAUUUGUGGAUGCAACUAACCUGACACCAAGAUUAUGGCCUCGAGCAAGUGCUGUAGGAGAAAGACUCUGGAGCAGCAGGAAUGUGACCGACUUGCAAGAUGCCUAUAGAAGGCUGAGGAAUCAUCGCUGCCGCAUGCUCCGCCGUGGCAUAGCAGCCGAACCGGUGUUUGUUGGAUACUGCGCCCAUGAAGGGAGACGGCCGUAACUGCUGCAAAGACUUCUCCUCAACAACCUGAAGUGCCUCUGGGGUAUGAAUAUGUAUUUGAAUCAAGAUUUAAAAUUUUCACUUUUAAAAUAAAAUUGUUUGAUAACC
Messenger RNA from Manacus vitellinus (golden-collared manakin), 1340 nucleotides. It is a transcript of the gene HEXB, whose product is annotated as hexosaminidase subunit beta. The coding region runs from base 231 to 1232 and encodes 333 amino acids. Gene Ontology annotation, molecular function: beta-N-acetylhexosaminidase activity. NCBI's taxonomy places the organism in Eukaryota, Metazoa, Chordata, Aves, Passeriformes, Pipridae. Gene Ontology annotation, biological process: carbohydrate metabolic process; glycosaminoglycan metabolic process; ganglioside catabolic process. The record is from RefSeq and is a predicted model, not a curated record. The transcript has 12 exons. Gene Ontology annotation, cellular component: membrane.